Molecule: messenger RNA, 204 nt
Organism: Bipolaris zeicola 26-R-13
Lineage: Eukaryota; Fungi; Ascomycota; Dothideomycetes; Pleosporales; Pleosporaceae
Exons: 3
Coding region: 1-204 (67 amino acids)
Cellular component (GO): endoplasmic reticulum
Source: RefSeq, a predicted model, not a curated record
AUGGCGCAAACACCGCAGCAACGACAAGCAAACAUGCGCUUUGCCAAAGCGCAGGAGAAGAAGAUGGGCAAGCCCGAAUCAAACGUGCCAGUCGUCAAGAAGCAAGGGCCCCAGAAGUCGCCUAUUAGCAAGCCAUGGAUUAUUGUACUGGCAUUCGUACUUUGCGGCGGUUUGCUGUUCGAGGUUCUUCGACUCUUCUUUUAA